This is a messenger RNA of Doryrhamphus excisus (bluestripe pipefish), 3509 nucleotides long. The record is from RefSeq and is a predicted model, not a curated record. Lineage: Eukaryota; Metazoa; Chordata; Actinopteri; Syngnathiformes; Syngnathidae.
GGAACAAUGGAGCUUCAAUGAAUCUGUGUGGGAGGAAACCGGAAUACCCGGAGAAAACCCAUGCAUGCACAGGGAGAACAUGCAAACACCACACAGAGAUGGCAGAGGGUGGAAUUGAACCCUGGUCUCCUGGUCUGCGCACUAACCACUCGACCGCCGUGCCGCCCUAACUUGUCUAUCACCACUUUAUUUGACACUCUUAAUAUGAAGGCCAAGCCGAAUGUUCCAGCUUCCUGUUGGAAUUCCAGUCCAUAAACUCACCUGGUUGAUUUCCGCAUGAGUUACUUUGGGAGGAGCUGGUCAAAGUUCUCGGUCCAAAGUCAACAAACGGCCAGUCUUUAAGAUGAAGGACUAUAUGAGCUCCUGCUCGGUGAGUAUCUGCUGCCAAUGUUAUUUUCACUUUGUUGUCUUGUGUGACGUGAUGUUCGUACCAACGCCACGCCGUUUGUCUGCUGCGUUUCAGUAUAAGCAACUCUACGAAGACGGGGAGUGCUUCUGCAAGGAACUGAUGAGUGUUUUGCAGCAAAGGGCUGAGCUGGAACACACGUACGCUAAGGGGCUCCAAAAACUGGCUGGAAAACUUCUGAGGGCUUCCAAAGGCAUGAGCAGCAUCUCCAUAUUCAGCGCCUGGUGUCACGUGUCAGAUGAGAUGUACUCACGAGCAGAUGCCCACAGGUACGACCUGCAAGAAGCGACAACAAGAGGCGGCCAAGACAUGCUGCGUUUGCUUUGCAGGUCGUUGGGGAAUGCGUUUCGGCAGGAGGCCAUUUUGGAGAUACGUCAGGUCUUGGACGAACAUAACAAGAGAAAGCGACCCCUGGACACCGCCAUCGAGAGGACGGGAAAACUGGUCAUGGCCAACUGGAAUCAGCAACUCAAGACAAAGAAGAAACUCCUUGGAUUAACAAGGGAGCAUGAGGCUUUGUUCAACUUUGUAGAAAACAAUAAACAAAUAUGCACAGAGAAAGAAAAGCAAAAGGUAGAAAAAGGGGAAAAAACGAUCUUGAAUGCAACGCAUGGAGGCUUUUCCUUGAUCAGUUGUGCUGCCCGUUUUGGUUUGCAGAUGCUUAACAGGCUGACAAAAUCGGCGGAGCUCCAGACUCGAGUGGACGAGGAGUAUUUCCAUACCAACAUGGAGGGCCAUCAGAUGAGGCUGAAGUGGGAAAACACUCUUAAAAACUGCUACCAGAUCCUCCAGGAGCUGGAGAAACAGCGAAUGGAAGUCCUUUGCAACGUUGUGAACCGAUACAACCUGCACAUGUCCAGUUUUGGCCAGACCCUCAAACAUGGCCAAAAGCAGAUAGAGCUGCUGGUCCAAAGGGUGGACAUGGAUAAAGACGUGCAAACGCUGCUGGAGGACAACAGCAUCACAACAGCAGACAGCAAAGCUGAAUUUCUGAUGACGGAUUAUUACGAGGAAGACCGCAAAUCACUGAUGGCCAAAGAGCGAAGAAUAGAAGCCGUUCAAGUCAAACUCCAUCGCCUUGAGGACAGUAUAUCGAAAACAAAAAAAGACUGUGAAGGCAUUGAAAAGCUGAUGAAAACCUACGCGGAAAACCCUUCCUUUUCCAACCAAAGAAACAUAGAGGAGACGGAGCAGCAGCUUGACGAGAGCAGACUGAAGCUGGAUCUACUGGAGGCCACUCACUAUAAACUCUCUUCAUCGCUCUGUGAACUGGAAGGGCAACCCAAGCCUUUGCACCGCUUUGGUGACAGCAUUGUCAAGUGGAAGGAUAAGGACUGCGAGCACAGUGUGGUGCAACUGACUCGGCCGGUCAAACUCAGGAAGACGUCCUUCAGAACAAGACACUCGCUGAGAGCGUCCAUCAUCUACAAAGGGCCCGUUCAAACUACCACGAGUCCGCCAGCUGAGCCUUCGCCCAGCGGCCAGCUCUCCUGCACCGUGCUGCCACAGGAAUCGGAGAACGUUGUUCCGAGUUCAACACAUAAGGAUGAAGAACAUGGUCAGAGAGUACCAGACGUUUGCCGUGUUGGCCAAUGCAAGGCUUUAUACAGCUUCACACCUACGCACCAUGAUGAAUUACCUCUGCAAGAAGGUACGAGGAACAUGCCAAACCAGGAUGACAGCCAAAUAAAAACACAUACCGUGUUUCACAGGGGAUCUACUGGACGUUUACACGAAGGAAGAGAACGGCUGGUGGUUUGGAGCACUUCAUGGCCAGACGGGUCAUUUCCCAUCCACGUAUGUUGAAGAGCUGCCUGCGCUCAGCCGUGUCAACUCCUUCCAAGCCUGACUGAUAUCUGCUGGUUGACAGUGGAACUAACAUCUAAGCCUGUCACCGUCAAUCAAUCAAUCAUUUCACCACAUUAAAUAAACUCAUGUUUGUUUUCCUCCACUCUACCAAACAGAACCAAGAGUUCACUCUGUACAUCUGUCUCAGCAACAGGGUGUGUUGUGUAUAGCGGAAUGAAUCCAGAGUGAACCCUCCUGUCAUUCAUUCAGUAUCUUUGUCCCAGUGAGGAGAGGCGUGCUACACGCUAGCACGUGCACUAGUGCUAGCUAAACUAUGGAAUACUUUCUUUGUACCUGUUGUGGAUUUGCCACCCACCAUUUCGUGACAUGAAAAGGUUUGUGACAAAGACACUGUUUUAAAAAUAAAUAAAAUAAAAAAUAAAGAAUACAUUUUUUAAAACAGCGGAACUUACGUUUCGGUGACUCGGUGAAAGUAUAGCAUCUCAUUGUGCGCCAAAGGCAUUUUACUGCAUCCAGAAACGGACUUUGACCAAACUGUUACACGCCAUUUGAUGUAAAACGGCGUAUUUCACACAUACGUUUCAAUAUAAACAACGAAAAAAAGAAUCUGCCGGACCCAGACAAACACUCCAGGGCUCUGAAUGCAGCUAUUGCCAAGCCCCCAAACCCAAACCGCUACUGUCCAAUCCUACGAUUAUGCUGCGUUCAAGACAACUCGGGGAAAAGUGCUCCAAGAAGCGAGUGUAUUCUAUAGGGGUGGAGCCGAACCCGAAUACGGUAUUCGGAACGGCACGAAUGACUUUUUUUUUUUUUUUACAAAUUAAUUCGAACAAAUACUUUUCAAAUGUUUGUAUCUGUUUGUAUUAUUUGCAAUGUACUCGUGUAAUACAAGAAGCUAUUGUAGUACUGGCAUGUUCCUCUUGUUAAAUCCCAUCAUGUAAAUGGUCCCUAGUAGCAUUUCAUGUACAUACGUAUUUAAGUACUACAUAUUAGGUAGUUAAUAUUUGCCUUCCAAUUGCAAUACAUACUAGAGACUUUGCUGCAAAAUGUCAACUUUAUUAAAACUUUAUUAAAUCCCAUCUCAGCGCACUUGGGAGAUAAACUCCUUCCUUAUGUUCGCCAGGAAAACUGGUAAGCUGUUGGUCUCCUGAAGACGUCUUUCCAGAGCCGGCAGGUUCUCCAACACAGGGUCGCUCGACACGGCUGUAGAGUUUGGAGGGUUGGUGGUUUAGAAAACAUCCUGGAGUUUUUUUUACAGUGAACCUCAGUUGGUGUUCUUAGUUUAACUUGCAUG